AUGGGCCAAUUACUCUCAAAACACAAAUCCCAUUCACGGAUUACGGAUACAUAUCUGGCUAAACCGAGUGGCAAUUGCUGUCUCAAAGGCACAAUUCACAAAGGCAAAGCGCGUGGCAGAUGGGAAACAAUUGCAAAUGUCGAGACGUACAUAUCAGAGCCACCAUCAGCCAGCCAAAAAGCCAACGGAAACGUGAUCCUGUAUUUUCCUGAUGUGUGGGGUAUGUUUCCCAAUGGACUGCUCGUCAUGGAUGCUUUUGCAAGCGCGGGAUAUACGGUUCUUGGACUUGAUUAUUUUAGAGGUGAUCCCGUAUGGAAACAUCGCAAGAAUCGGCACGAUACAGCUAAUCCGGAUUUCGACUACGAGGCUUGGAAGCGGAAACAUACUGCAUUUGCCGACGAGGCGGUACCAAAAUGGGUAGCUACUGUCGUUGAUCGAUACAGGAAGGCGAACCCAAAGACCAAGUUUGCAUGUGUCGGAUAUUGUUUCGGCGCGCCAUAUGUAUGCGAUGAGUUGGCUAAAGAGCGAGUCACUGUUGGUGCGUUUGCACAUCCGGCGUUUUUGAAAGAGCAUCACUUCCGGAACAUACAAAAGCCAUUGUUCCUUUCUUGUUCUGAGAGAGAUCAUACCUUUGAUGUUCCCAGUAGGAGACGAGCACUAGAUAUUCUACAAGAAGGAAGCAAAACAUACCACUAUCACUUAUUUUCUGGUGUUGAACAUGGUUUUGCGUUGCGGGGAGAUCCCGACGAUCCUUAUCAGCGUAGUCUCACUUUCUGCAUCAUGACGCCUCCCCGAGCAUUAGAUUUCACUGGCGAUGUCGCCAUAGUAACAGGUGCUGGAUCGCGAAUGGACGGAGAAAUCGGUAACGGCCGAGCGACUGCGAUUUUACUGGCCCGCCACGGUGCAAAAGUAGCUUUGCUCGACUACAAUGUCGACUGGGCCAAAGAAACUAAGCGCAUGAUUGACCAAGAGGGCGGUAUCUCCGAGGUUAUACAAACGGACGUAACAAAGGAGGAGUCGUGUAAAGCCGCUGUGAACAAGACGCUGGAACUUUUCGGCACGGUGCAUAUACUAGUGAACAUCGUCGGAGUCGGCGGCGCCAUGGGCGACGCCACAGUCGUAAACCUCGAUGCAUGGGAGCGCGACUUUCGCAUCAACGUCACGAGCAUGGUGCUGAUGAGUCGAUUCGUGAUCCCCGAGAUGCGGAAGCAAGGGCGAGGAUCCAUCGUCAAUAUGUCCUCCGUCAGCGGCUUAUUAGGAGGUAACCCUAGUCUUCUUUACCCUACUACCAAAGGCGCCAUCAUCCAGAUGACCCGGGCGAUGGCGGCGCAGCAUGGAAGAGAGAACAUCCGUGUCAAUUGCGUUUGUCCAGGGAUGGUAUACACGCCUAUGACGCGCGGGCGCGGCAUGACGGAUGAGAUGAGAGAAGCGAGGAUUAACCAGAAUCUUAUGAAGAAGGAAGGAACGGGCUGGGAUGUGGGCUAUGCUAUAUUAUUCCUUUCAAGUAAGGAAGCAGGAUGGAUCACCGGAUUGAUCAUGCCUGUUGAUGGAGGCACAACUGCUGGAAAAGCUGACCGACCUGCCCUGAAGCCAGACACGUUAGCUGAGACGACUACGGGCGUGAGCAACUAG
Molecule: messenger RNA, 1632 nt
Organism: Bipolaris oryzae ATCC 44560
Lineage: Eukaryota; Fungi; Ascomycota; Dothideomycetes; Pleosporales; Pleosporaceae
Exons: 10
Coding region: 1-1632 (543 amino acids)
Molecular function (GO): hydrolase activity; oxidoreductase activity, acting on the CH-OH group of donors, NAD or NADP as acceptor
Source: RefSeq, a predicted model, not a curated record